GCGCCUACAAGGUUUAUGCAGGGUUUUACCCCCAAAACCAUCGUCUUCUCCAACCAGUUCAUCAACACCCCCACAUCACUAACCCACAACCCAGUUCAACACUUUCUUUACAAAAACUCCCCACAAAAUCACAAAUUGAUGUUCACCGGUUUACACAUCACUCAAUCCCACUUCUCCCCAAUUGACACAAAACCCACAAAUCUUUCCCACUUAAAUUCAUCACCCAGAUCACAAAUCAUGUGGAGAAACAUAUCCCAGCGACUCUGUUCAAGAAUCCCAGUAAGUUCUUCCAUAAAGUUUCUUCCUUUACACCGAAACUUUAAUGGGUAUCCCAGAAAUCCAGUUAAUGUUGAAAGAUUGCCAUUUAGAGGUAUGGAUUUUGAUUCUUUUUCAUCAUUUAAAUCAUACCCAGAAAGGAAUUUGUUCGAAAUGGGUCAAGUUUGUGGUAAAGAUGAAUGUAGUUUAAGGGGAAGUUAUGUGAAAAGGUUUGGUAGUCUUGCAGAGGCUGUUGUUAGUUCAUCAACUGAUGAGGAGAUUAACGGUGGUGAUGAGGUUAAAAAGUUGUUGGAUGAGAUGGGGAAACAGGAGCAACGACAGGCGAUUAGGGGUUGGUGGAGGCAGAAGAGGGAGAAGACUGGGAGCAAUUGGAAUUAUAUGAAGCUUAAACGGCGGCAAGUGAAGAUCGAAACCGAAGCGUGGGAACAUGCUGCGAAAGAGUACCAGGAGCUUUUGAGUGAUAUGUGCGAACAGAAGUUGGCGCCGAAUUUGCCGUACAUGAAGUCGUUGUUUCUCGGGUGGUUUGAACCGUUGUGUAAAAGGAUUGAUCACGAUCAGCAGUUGUGUAGGCAAGGGAAGCUUAGGGCUGCGUAUGCGCCGUAUUUCGAUCUGCUUCCGGCUGAUAAGAUGGCGGUUAUUACAAUGCAUAAGAUCAUGGGGUUGAUCAUGACCGGAGGGGAGAAUGGUUGUGCACGAGUUGUAGCGGCUUCUUGUAGCAUUGGUGAAGCCAUUGAACAGGAGAUUAGGAUACACAAUUUCUUGGAGAAAACUCGAACAAAAAAAGCUGCAAAAGGUGUGAAACAAGAAGAAAAAGUUUCAGACGUUAGCAAGGAACAAGAGGAACUGCAUAAGAAAGUAACGAACCUGAUGAAAAAACAGAAGUUGCAGGUGGUGGGGCGCAUCGUGAAAGGACAUGAUGCUUCGAAACCGUGGUCGCAGCCUGUUAAAGCUCAGGUGGGAAGUCAUCUGAUUGAACUGCUUUUGCAGUCUGCAUAUAUACAGCCUUCAGCUGAUCAAUCGGGCGGUGAUAUGCCACCUGAUAUUCGACCCGCAUUUGUGCACACAUUCAGGACUUCAUCGAAAGAAGGACAGAAGACGGGAAGAAGAUAUGGUGUUAUUGAAUGUGACCCAUCGGUUCGCAAAGGACUAGAGAGAGCGUCGAAGCAUGUGGUUAUGCCUUAUAUGCCAAUGUUGAUACCUCCCGUCAAGUGGACAGGUUACGACAAAGGAGCUUACCUCUUUUUACCGUCGUAUAUAAUGCGCAUUCAUGGAGCUAAGCAACAGCGUGAAGUGCUUAAAAGGACACCUAAGGAGAACCUACAACCAGUUUUCGAUGCCUUGGACACCCUUGGAAAUACUAAAUGGAGGGUGAAUAAGAGGGUACUAGCGGUGGUUGACCGGAUAUGGUCUAAUGGUGGCCGACUUGCUGGUUUGGUUGACCGUCAUGAUAUUCCUUUGCCAGAGAAACCAGAUACAGAAGAUGAAGAACAACUAACAAAGUGGAAAUGGAAAGUCAAAAAAGUUAAGAAGGAGAACCGAGAAAGACAUUCUCAACGGUGUGACGUUGAGCUCAAACUUACCGUGGCGCGAAAGAUGAAAGACGAAGCGGGAUUUUUCUACCCACACAAUCUAGAUUUCAGGGGUCGAGCAUACCCGAUGCAUCCACAUUUAAACCAUCUCGGUUCGGAUUUGUGUCGGGGUAUAUUAGAGUUUGCAGAGGGCCGACCACUUGGCAGUUCGGGUCUUAGGUGGCUGAAGAUACACUUGGCGAAUCUAUUUGCAGGCGGGGUCGACAAAUUAUCACUUGAGGGCCGAAUAGCGUUCACAGAAAGUCAUUUAGAUGAUAUAUUUGAUUCCGCUGAUAGACCUCUUGAUGGUGGACGUUGGUGGUUGAACGCUGAAGAUCCGUUUCAGUGUUUGGCUGUUUGUAUUAAUCUCGCUGAAGCUUUAAGAAGCGCGUCUCCAGAAACAGUCAUUUCGUAUAUUCCUGUGCACCAGGAUGGUUCCUGCAACGGUUUACAACACUAUGCUGCACUUGGCAGAGACAAAUUAGGAGCGUCUGCAGUUAAUUUGGUCGAAGGAGAACGGCCCGCCGACGUGUAUUCUGGAAUUGCUGCAAGAGUACUCGAUAUUGUGAAGAGAGAUGCACAGUUGGAUACCGUUUCAUUUUCAGAUGCUAAGCAUGCACGGCUUUUGAUCAAUCAGGUGGACAGGAAGCUGGUGAAGCAGACGGUAAUGACGUCGGUUUAUGGUGUCACGUACAUCGGUGCUCGCGAUCAGAUUAAAAGGAGGUUGCAGGAACGAAGUAAUAUUGAUGCUGAUGAUGCUGAGCUUUUUGGUGCUGCUUGUUAUGCUGCUAAAAUCACUUUAGCUGCACUCGGGGAAAUGUUUGAAGGUGCACGUAAUAUUAUGAACUGGCUUGGAGAUUGUGCAAAGUUAAUAGCCUCUGAAAAUCAGCCCGUGAGGUGGACUACUCCACUUGGUCUUCCUGUUGUACAACCUUAUCGCAUGUAUGGAAGACAUCUUGUUUCAACUUCUCUUCAAGUACUGACCCUGCAGCGUGAAACUGAGAAGGUGAUGGUGAGGCGGCAAAGAACAGCUUUUCCACCAAAUUUUGUUCACUCGCUUGAUGGUUCACAUAUGAUGAUGACAGCAGUCGCGUGUAAACGAGCCGGCUUGAAUUUUGCAGGUGUUCAUGAUUCAUAUUGGACCCAUGCCUGCAAUGUGGAUGAAAUGAACAGAAUUUUAAGGGAGAAGUUUGUAGAACUUUACCAAACACCAAUAUUGGAAAACUUGUUGGAGAGUUUUCAAACGUCCUUCCCUACAGUGUCUUUCCCGCCAUUGCCAGAUAGAGGAGAUUUUGAUCUGUCAGAUGUUCUAGAGUCAUCCUACUUUUUCAACUGAAACCGCUUCGUUCAUUUGUGACUUUGGAGGCAUCUCUGUUGUAUGAUUGCUAGAAAGUAACAGAUUUAGCUAAGCAUUGGAAUUGAAUAUACGUACUUAAAGAGUUAAAGGUUACUUUUAGAUUCCUCAGAAUUUGUAUAUAUUUUAAAGUCAUCGAUGUAUAGUUUUGGACUUUUGGCAGUAAACAGAACUUCAUGAAGAAAUUAUGAACAUAACAAUUAGCCUACUUGUUUGGAUGGAUAUCUUUUGGGUU
Messenger RNA from Helianthus annuus (common sunflower), 3433 nucleotides. RefSeq names its product DNA-directed RNA polymerase 2B, chloroplastic/mitochondrial. The transcript has 18 exons. Bases 16 to 3180 code for a protein of 1054 amino acids. Gene Ontology annotation, molecular function: DNA binding; DNA-directed RNA polymerase activity. NCBI's taxonomy places the organism in Eukaryota, Viridiplantae, Streptophyta, Magnoliopsida, Asterales, Asteraceae. Gene Ontology annotation, biological process: mitochondrial transcription. Gene Ontology annotation, cellular component: mitochondrial DNA-directed RNA polymerase complex. The record is from RefSeq and is a predicted model, not a curated record.